Molecule: messenger RNA, 1092 nt
Organism: Candidozyma auris
Lineage: Eukaryota; Fungi; Ascomycota; Pichiomycetes; Serinales; Metschnikowiaceae
Gene: SFH5
Product: Sfh5p
Exons: 1
Coding region: 1-1092 (363 amino acids)
Biological process (GO): Golgi to plasma membrane protein transport; regulation of exocytosis
Cellular component (GO): cortical endoplasmic reticulum; plasma membrane; cytosol
Molecular function (GO): phosphatidylinositol transfer activity
Source: RefSeq, a predicted model, not a curated record
AUGGCUUUGGUAAAAUCUACAAAGCUCACAGAGGAGCAGGAAAAGAAGCUCCAGCAGCUUAUUCAGGACAUACCUGAUAUUCUCGCAAAAACGGAAGACCCUUCAUACGACGAGAUUUACGGUUAUCGCAUUGCCCCCGAGGAGAAGGAGUAUGUGAAUGUGGAAAUCAGAAAUGAGAUCUUGCUCAAGUUUUUGAUUGCAAGAGAGUACGACAUUGAAAAAGCCAAGGAGAUGUUAGUCAAUACUUUCAAUUGGAGAAGAAAGUUCCUUGUGCUUAGUGCCGCAUACGAUGAAAAGUUCGAUAAGGACUUGGAGAAGAUGGGCGUGAUAACCAAUUACGAGGGCAACAAGCACAAUUUUUCUGUUGUCACCUGGAAUUUGUACGCCAACUUGAAGAACCCCAAGAAGUUGUUCGCCAAGUUUGGUGUGGGUGUUGACAACCCUGAUAAGACCGACCUUCCAGGCACCAUGUUCUUAAGAUGGAGAGUAGGACUUAUGGAGAGAUCAUUGGCACUUUUGGACUUCACUAACCCGGACAAGUGCAAGAUUGCCCAGGUGCAUGACUACAACAAUGUAUCUAUGUUCAGAAUGGACCCUGGUAUGAAGGCAGCCACCAAAGAGAUUAUUACCAUUUUCGGCGAUAACUACCCAGAGCUUCUUUCUAAGAAGUACUUCAUCAAUGUUCCACUCCUUAUGGGCUGGGUUUUUGCUUUCUUCAAGGCCACAGGGUUUAUGAGCGCCGCCACAUUGAAGAAGUUCGAGAUGCUCAACCACGGCGACUUGUCAGAAGCUUUUGGUAAGGAAAAUUUGCCUCAGGCGUAUAAUGGUGGCGAGACAAAUGAGAAAUUUCCUGACAUUUUUGCUCUGCAGGUCGAUGAUUCCACGAUUGAGAGCCCCGAAUACGGCCUGAUCAUAUUGGAAAAAUUGAAAAAGGCACAGGAAGAAGAGAGCAAGAAACAGGAAUUAGCGGAGCCUGUUGAAAAGACCACUGAGGGUGCCAACAUCGCCACGGACUCCAAGAUUACCGAGGAUGCCGGACCUGAGACCCCGGACGAUGAGAAGGUCACAAAGAAGGAUGAGACCGUCGCUUAA